CGACGCUUGGUAGCCAUUGAACAUAUGUCAUUUCAACAAGUACGGUAGCACAGGCAAAAAGGGUUGGGUUUUUUUUCAAAUCAGGAUAAUAUUUUGCGUAAAAGAUCAAUCAUGGAUGUACGAGUAAGGUUCCUUCUUGCAUUUGCGACGGUGUUUGCUCUGACAUCGCAUUGUUCAGCAUUACUUACGGCGUGUGCGAAUAAUGCAGAAUGUACCGCUGACCAGGCUAACUCAGUAUGUGAUCUGGUAACAAACACGGAUGGUUUGGGAGAUGGUGAAUGUGUAUGUGCAGCUGCAUACAAGGAUGAUGGAGGCACUGGCUGUACUGCAAAAGUUUUGACUGACGCAUGCACGGCUGAUGCGGAUUGUGCAGGAGUGACAAACGCUAAUUGUAAUACAAACUGUGUAUGUGAGGGGCAAUACAAAGAAUCUGGAGGAAGUUGCGUCGACAAAGUUUUGACCGACGCAUGCACGGCUGAUGCGGAUUGUGCAGCUGUGACAAACGCUAAUUGUAAUACAAACUGUGUAUGUGAGGGGCAAUACAAAGAAUCCGGAGGAAGUUGCGUUGACAAAGCUUUGGGUGAUAAUUGCGCUGGUGACUCGGAUUGUACAGGGGUGACAGGCGCUACUUGUAACACAAAUUGUGUAUGUGAGGGGCAAUACAAGCAAGAUGGAACUGAUUGUGUUUCUAAAGUGCUGGGUGAUACUUGCGAUGCUAACUCAGAUUGUGCAGGAGUGACAAACGCUAAUUGUAACACAAAUUGUGUAUGUGAGGGACAAUACAAAGCGGAUGGAGCUACUUGUGUUUCUAAAGGUUUGU
This is a messenger RNA of Ruditapes philippinarum (Manila clam), 820 nucleotides long. RefSeq names its product stabilin-2-like. The annotation marks the transcript as partial. Lineage: Eukaryota; Metazoa; Mollusca; Bivalvia; Venerida; Veneridae. The transcript has 7 exons. The record is from RefSeq and is a predicted model, not a curated record.